AUGGCUUCUCACCCUCAGACCAACGAGCUCGACGCAUCUGCCUCUGCAGUGGCAUUGCCGAAGAAGACGCUAUCGAGGGCUGACCUGCACCGCCGCCGGUCGACAGACGAGCGGAUUAACAACAUUCUCGAGGCGGUCUUCUUGUGCGUGUUCCCCCCCAUCUCGUUGCCUCCAUCCCCAUCUCCAACAUCGUCUGUUCCAAAGCUCCGGGGAUCGUCUUUGACAAGGAGGACUGCACUGCGCGCUACAACUUGUCAAUUCCGCUACGUUUAUACGCAGAAGAAAAACAACAUGUCGCUAACGGCAAUCGCGUCGACAAUGCAGACGGCUCUACAACGAGCAGAAACGAUGGAUCCCGCCUCUUUAAGUCUUCUCCAGAAAGGCUCUUCCCACAAUUCUUCUCCCAACUAUGGAGCCUCCGGAACGGCGACAAGAGGAAUUCUGCAAGACUACCAGGCGGUACCGACCAGCGAUGAAAGCGAUGCCACCCGUUCGAGAAAGGUUUCAUACGGCGAUGCGGCGAGGAAGGCCGGGAACCAUACAAAAAGCCAGAGCUCUCUGCGGCAGCGAAACGGAGUCUCCGGCUCGGAGGAUAUAGGAUCGCCAACAAAGGCAAGGCCGUCAUGGACGAAGGAAACAUUUCGAAAGUUUCAGUCCCUUCAGUUGGAAAACAAGGGAAGCGUGGCUAGAGAUCACCUGGCUCUUGAACGUACAUUUCUGGCAUGGCUUCGAACCUCUCUCGCCUUUGCAUCGAUUGGCGUCGCUGUGACGCAGCUAUUCCGCCUCAACACUGAUAACGCUUCCGCCUCCGGAUUCGACCACACAAGGCUACAAAAGAUGGGACGACCGUUGGGUGCGACAUUCCUCGCCAUUAGUAUUGUGACUCUGCUCCUCGGUUGCAGACGAUAUUUCCAUGCCCAGGAAUGGAUCCUUCAGGGCAAGUUCCCGGCAAGCCGAGGGACCAUCAUUAUCAUGUCACUGAUUGCAUUGGCCCUCAUGAUUUUGUCUCUAGUGGUGGUCAUUGUCAUCCGACCAUCAUAG
Trichoderma aggressivum f. europaeum is the source of this 1041-nucleotide messenger RNA. RefSeq lists its product as uncharacterized. The transcript is spliced from 3 exons. The coding region runs from base 1 to 1041 and encodes 346 amino acids. Lineage: Eukaryota; Fungi; Ascomycota; Sordariomycetes; Hypocreales; Hypocreaceae. The record is from RefSeq and is a predicted model, not a curated record.